Psilocybe cubensis is the source of this 1233-nucleotide messenger RNA. RefSeq lists its product as uncharacterized. The transcript has 4 exons. The coding region runs from base 1 to 1233 and encodes 410 amino acids. The record is from RefSeq and is a predicted model, not a curated record. NCBI's taxonomy places the organism in Eukaryota, Fungi, Basidiomycota, Agaricomycetes, Agaricales, Agrocybaceae.
AUGGUUAGGCCUCCCACUCGGCCUUUGAAGUUGGACGAUUUCGAAGCAGCAGAAAUGGGCAUAGCCUCUCCUUCCACAAACACCACUAAGAUAAUCAUCGUGUCCGCCAUGUUUCCCCUGGAGAAGUCAAAGCACUCUAAACACGAGUAUAAAGCUUGGUUGAAAAACUUCCUAGCGCCUAUCACCACGGACAUCUACAUGUACACAACUCCAGAACUUGCAGAGAUGCUCCAGGAGUUCCGUGGAAACCUUCCUAUUGUAGUCAACACCUCUUACGCUUCGCCAUUUGAAAUUCCCCCGUUGCGCGGACUUCAAGAAACAUACACUAGGAUGAACGACGUUGACAAGGAGAAGUGGCACCAUUCUCCAGGGCUUUAUGCCAUAUGGAACUCCAAACCUUUCUUAUUGCACUCGGCGGUACAGCAAUUGGAACAACAGGGAAAGUCGUAUGAUUAUGCAUUUUGGAGUGACGCAGGAAGCUUUAGGAGGGAGCACUAUUAUACCAACUGGCCUGACCCUGGACGAGUGCAGCAGGUCUGGGAGGAAGGGAGUAGAUUGACGGGAACAAAGAAAGAAGAGCUGUUGUUCUUUCCUAUUUUUGACCUCCCAAACAACAGCUUCAAAAAUUGGAAGGUCAAUAUGGGACCACUCGCAAACCCAGUACAGUUCAGCGAAGGCUCUUUUUUUGGUGGUAGUCCGUUAACGGUGGCAUGGUUCUCUGAAAAAUUUUACGAAUAUCACGACUAUUAUUUGUACCACUGGCUCUUUGUGGGAAUCGAUCAAGACGUGUUCAACGCUUUAUUCUUGCUAUUUCCCGAGCGAAUCUUUACCGUUUGGAUGAACGACCCUGACUCCCCCGCACACGAUGGAAUUACUCCUAGUCCAAGUCUCAAACCGAGUCUGGAAUCAGGUUUUCUUGGGGAAUGUGGUCCAGAAUGGUUCUAUUACCAAUUCUGGUUGGCAAACAGGGAAAAUCGGGAUCAAAUGCGAACCCUCUGGAUAGAGGAAGAAAGGUGGAGGCGGUUGGGUUGGUGGGCAGAGAGGAAACUUUGCCGUAUGACAAGAGCCUCGUCUAUGACAAGUCUACUGAAAGAGACAUUUGGAACUGAGUGGACUAAACCAUCUGGUUUGAAUGAUCUAAUUAUUGUCUUCCAGUGUUCCCCAGUAGAACCAUUAAUAGCAUAUGCUCGUGACAAUAGCAUCUUUACCAAGAAGUUGAAGGGAACAUACUAG